Cololabis saira (Pacific saury) is the source of this 1620-nucleotide messenger RNA. RefSeq names its product NADH-cytochrome b5 reductase 2. The transcript is spliced from 9 exons. The record is from RefSeq and is a predicted model, not a curated record. Lineage: Eukaryota; Metazoa; Chordata; Actinopteri; Beloniformes; Belonidae. The coding region runs from base 47 to 961 and encodes 304 amino acids. Gene Ontology annotation, molecular function: oxidoreductase activity; FAD binding. Gene Ontology annotation, cellular component: mitochondrion.
UCUCAGGUGGUGGGAGGACGACACUGUGGCACGCUCGAUUACAGCUAUGGAGCAGAGCUUGGUGAUCCCGGUGCUGCUGGCCAUCUCUGCGGUGGCUGUGACAGUCUUGUACUUCCUUCUGCGAGGCUCUGCAGGGGAGCGGAAGAAAGGGCCCAUCACUCUGCAGGACCCCAUGGUGAAAUACCCAUUACCCCUUCUGAGCAAACAGGAAAUCAGUCACGACACAAAGAAAUUUCGCUUCCGCCUUCCAUCGACGUCUCAUAUCCUUGGACUGCCAGUUGGUCAGCACGUGUAUCUGUCAGCCAAGGUGAACGGGUCUCUGGUGGUCAGAGCCUACACUCCAGUCUCCAGCGAUGACGACCAGGGCUUUGUUGACCUGGUAGUUAAGGUCUAUUACAAAAAUACCCACCCGUCUUACCCCAAUGGAGGGCAGAUGUCUCAACACCUGGACAACAUGGCUAUCGGAGACACCAUAGACUUCAGAGGACCUAAUGGACUCCUGGUGUAUAAAGGGAAGGGUCAGUUUGCCGUCAGAGCCAACAAGAAGUCAGAGGCCACGGUUCAGAAGAUCAAGCAUGUUGGGAUGAUCGCUGGUGGAACAGGCAUCACUCCUAUGCUGCAGUUAGUCCGCAGGAUCACAUCAGAUCCCAGCGACAGCACCAAGUGCUCUCUCAUAUUUGCCAACCAGACUGAGAAAGACAUUUUACUGAGGGAGGAGCUGGAGGAGGUGCACAAGAGCCACCCUGACAAGGUUUCUCUCUGGUACACCCUGGACAAACCUCCACAGGGCUGGAGCUACAGCUCAGGAUACGUGACCUACGACAUGGUCAAGGACCAUCUCCCUGCUCCGUCCACCGAUGUCCUCAUCGUCCUCUGUGGACCCUCACCUAUGAUCCAGAAUGCCUGUCUGCCCAAUCUGGACAAACUCGGACACAGAAAAGACAAAAUCUUUUCCUACUAGUGGUCCUCUCUUCACUGUUGUCAUUAUUGAUAAAAGUUUUCACACGUAACUGACAUCAGAAUCACCACGUAGCCUCUCGAGUUGCUUUAUUUUUCUGUGGAAUAAAGCUGCAGAAUUGAGUGUUAUGAAUUUGUGCCGCAAGCACAGCAUUCAUCGUAAAUACUGUAACUUCCCUAAAAGCCAGAGGUCACGUAGACGGAACAACUAAACCCAACAUCAGCUCAAUCCUGCUUACACACUUUAGCAAUUAAUCCAAAAAAUAUGAAUGCAGUGGACUGAAAUUGUAGCCUGAGAUGUUAAGAUGUUAAAUAAUAGAUGUUUUUUCAUCAACUAAUCUGAGUUAGUGGCAGAUGUACUUUUUCAUUAUUUGAGAAGGGACCUUAUUUUCAAGCUUCUUUGCAACAUGUAUUACUGUCCUCCACAUCUGCUUGACUGCUUUAGUUAUUUACUAAAUGAAUAUUGCAGAUAUCUUUCUCUCUCUCUUUUGUAUUAAUAAAACAAAAUGCUUAGUUAAAAACAGACUGGAUCUACCGAAAGGAGCACGCCAGUAUAAUGUAAUUAGUCAGAUUAAAGAAUUUAUAUUUGAACAAUUGUACAACUAUUUCAGUCUCACAGUUCAUCAUUUUAUUUCAUUCGAAUUUGUUUGAUCUUUAUGUAUU